Messenger RNA from Yamadazyma tenuis ATCC 10573, 2763 nucleotides. The record is from RefSeq and is a predicted model, not a curated record. NCBI's taxonomy places the organism in Eukaryota, Fungi, Ascomycota, Pichiomycetes, Serinales, Debaryomycetaceae.
AGCGGCGAGAAGACACCCAGUUAAUUUAUCGAAUAAUUGCGAAAUUGACCCAUUCAUUUUCUAAUAUUCUGACCUAAGACUUCACACUAGUACACGUAUAGUAUCAGCCAAGCUCUCCUAGCUUUUUUUCGGUCUGAUUAAUCAUAAUUUCAUUUCCCUCCCGUUACUUUUGCAUUUAGCCUUUUGUGUCCAAACUACCCACCGAUACUAAUUUUGCAUUUUCAACAAUGGAUUUAGACACAGAUGUUCCCAUGGAAGAUGUCAGUGAUGACCACAGCGAAACCUACCAAGGAGGUGCCAAGAUUGAUGCAUCAAAAUCGAAACCCCUGGAGCUCACUGGAGACAGCGUAAACCAGCUAGACCAGUGGAUCGAGAAAUUGGCCAACUGUGAGCCAUUAUCCGAACAAGACGUCAAACGUCUAUGCGACAUGGCGGUAGAUGUGUUACAAUUUGAAGAAAAUGUCCAACCUGUCCAAGUUCCCGUUACCAUUUGUGGUGACGUCCAUGGACAGUUUCAUGAUUUAAUGGAGUUAUUUAAAAUUGGUGGUCCUUGCCCUGACACAAACUAUUUGUUCAUGGGAGACUAUGUCGAUAGAGGAUAUUACUCGGUCGAAACCGUUUCAUUUUUGGUGUGCAUGAAGGUAAGGUACCCCAACAGAAUUACCAUCUUACGUGGUAAUCACGAAUCCCGUCAAAUCACUCAAGUCUAUGGGUUCUACGACGAAUGCUUGCGUAAGUAUGGAAGUGCCAACGUGUGGAAGGUGUUUACCGAUUUGUUUGAUUAUUUCCCCAUUACGGCCUUGGUGGAUAAUAAGAUUUUCUGUCUUCACGGAGGAUUGUCCCCAAUGAUUGAAACCAUUGACCAGGUUCGUGAAUUGAACCGAAUUCAAGAGGUUCCUCAUGAAGGCCCAAUGUGUGACUUGUUAUGGUCGGAUCCCGAUGACCGUGGUGGAUGGGGAAUCUCUCCAAGAGGUGCUGGCUUCACUUUUGGACAAGAUAUCUCUGAACAAUUUAACCAUACCAAUGACUUGAGUUUGAUAGCUCGUGCCCAUCAAUUGGUAAUGGAAGGGUAUUCUUGGUCUCAUCAGCAAUCAGUGGUGACGAUAUUCUCGGCUCCUAAUUAUUGUUACCGUUGCGGUAAUCAAGCAGCUAUCAUGGAAGUAGACGAGAUGCACAACAGACAAUUUUUGCAGUAUGAUCCUUCGAUCAGACCAGGUGAACCUACUGUCACCAGAAAGACUCCGGACUACUUCUUGUGAAUGCUGUUACUGCCGCUACGAGUUAUGUUUGUAAUGACAAUAUUGUUUGGUUGUAUCGAAUAGAGAAGCGAAAAUUCGAGACGUAGCCACAUCGCCCGCCCUGUGCCCCCUUAGCAUCUCCCCAGCGCCUCGGUGCCGCUAGCUGGCACCAAAAACCGACGUGCGCCCACCAUCAAAAUUUGCCAAUUCUAACCAACCAGAAUUCAAUCUUUUCGCACAGUAAUCAAAGCUCUCAUUCUUCAACUACAUCAACAUGUUAAGAUUAUCAAACAGCCGUUUACAGCUGAAAGUUGUGAACGUUUCUCCAGUAGUUGCCCUCACGUGCACGAGAUCGCUCUACACUCCCGUGUUGGAGCAGGACAUCAACAUCACCAGAACCGGUAAGGUCAAUGUGUCUGUAGGUCCAGGAGGACGUUCUUCAAGAACCGGGUAUGUGGCAACUGUGUUUGGUGCCAGCGGGUUUUUGGGACGUUAUGUGACCAGUAAGUUGGCCAAGCACGGAACUGUCGUGGUUGUACCCUUCAGAAACGAAAUGAAGAAGAGAUUUUUGAAAGUCACCGGAGACUUGGGAGUGGUUAACUUUGUAGAAUGGGACCCCAGAAACAUCAAGUCGAUUCAAGAAAGUGUGGCCCAUUCCGACAUUGUGUUCAACUGUGUGGGAGCCGAUUAUCACACCAAGAACUUCUCCAUGGCUGAUGUGAAUAUUGGUAUCACUGAAAGAAUUGCACAGGCCGUCAAGGAAGCAGGUAACCCAAGAUUCAUUCACGUUUCUUCAUACAAUGCUAACCCUAACUCCAAGUCGGUGUUCUAUGCCACUAAGGGGGUUGGAGAACAAAUCGUUAGGGACCUCGUGCCCGAUGCCACUAUUGUCAGACCUUCUCCUACCUACGGAAGAGAAGAUAACUUAUUGAACUACUUGGGUCCUAAAUUGAAGAUGUGGACCCCCAACAGAAAUGCCAAAGAGGUGCACCCCGUGCAUGUUCUUGACGUUGCCCGUGCAUUGGAAAAGAUUGGAUAUGACGAUUCUACUGUGGGUAAGACUUUUGAAUUAUACGGACCUGAAAAAUACUCCUUCAGAGAAAUCAGAGAGAUGAUUCACGGUAUAACCCAGGACUUCUCGCAAGUGGGUCCCUUCUCAUACAAGUUUGCUGACUAUCAGAUUCCUUUACCAUUGGCCAAGUUGGCAGCUGAUAUAAAGCAAUUGCCAUACUGGAGGUUGACCAACUCCGAUCAGGUGCAAAGACAUGUGAUCAACCAGGUGAUCGAUGCAAACGCCAGCACUUUCAAAGACUUGGGCAUUGAAGAUACCACCAAGUUACCAGAAGUGUUAUUCACCUAUGUUAAGCACUGGAGACAUCCAUUGAUUGCACAAGAAGGAGCUUCUAGCUCGUCUGCCAAGGAACUCAAGAGAUUACGGGAAAUCCAGCAUUUUACUUAGGUGGUUACCCCGAAAAGUGCUUGUAUAAUGUAUGUAUAUCACAAAUAAAUUGCAUAGAUUGGUGUU